AUGUUUCGUUCUCUCUUGACGAGUACAGUAGGCCAUCGCUUACUGACUGUCUCUUCAAAACUCAACAACACAAGUACAUUAUCAAUCACAGCAGCAACAGUAGCCGCAGCAUCAUCAGCAUCGACAGUCUCAACAAUCAUAAUGCCACCCAAACAACAACAGAAACAGCAAUUAAAGACAAAGGCUGUGUUACCAAAGAUGUCUCAAUGUGCAGAGGCACUCAAGGGCAAUCGUUUCUACACGACCAAGCCUGGUUACAAGCCUGAGCCAUACCUAGGCCCACCUCCCUACCUCAAGGAGAUCGUCAAGUUGGAGAAGUUGCAAGGUGAGACACCAGAAGCCAUCAAGGAGAUCUGGCUCAAGUAUCACAGUGCAAAGGACUCGAUAUGUGCUGUGAUCCCCGCAGAGACCUACAACAAGAUGAAGUUGCGUGCAAAGUCGUGUCCACUGUUCGUGUUCCCACUGCCUGGCGACAAAGGCUACAUCUCGAUACUGUACCAGUGGCAGGAGGACACCUUCAUGUACACCUUCCUCGAUCAGUACAAGAAGUACACGAUCAAUGCCGUGCCCUGGCUCUCGGCGGCGCACUACACCGAUCUGAUCGAGUCCAAGGGCAUCGUGCUGAUGCGCGCCGACCCCAACCUCGAGGUGCUCAACACCAUUCAGGCGCAGUUCCUCUACAACCAGACACAGAUGUUCCUGUUGGACGACAAGAAGUUCAACAUCAUGCAGACCUUCACGUACAACCCUCAGCGAUUCGACUUUAACCAAGUGUUGAAGGAGAUUGACAGCCAGCAAUCGAUGCUGGAAGGUCUAACAGACACGAGCAAGCUGAAGGAGGCAAAGGUUAUCGAGCCAUACAACCCUGUCGUCCAGGCCACAACAACUACAUCCACCACCACAGCCUCCUCGACCGUCAAUCCAAGCGAGAGCAAUCCAAUCGGAGAGAAGAUUCAUAUUGAUACAUAUCGAGCCAAGCAGACCCAUGUCACGCCAAAGACUUCCUCU
Acytostelium subglobosum LB1 is the source of this 1008-nucleotide messenger RNA. RefSeq lists its product as hypothetical. Gene Ontology annotation, biological process: mitochondrial proton-transporting ATP synthase complex assembly. Gene Ontology annotation, cellular component: mitochondrion. The annotation marks the transcript as partial. The transcript has a single exon. NCBI's taxonomy places the organism in Eukaryota, Evosea, Eumycetozoa, Acytosteliales, Acytosteliaceae. The record is from RefSeq and is a predicted model, not a curated record.